Messenger RNA from Myodes glareolus (Bank vole), 1272 nucleotides. RefSeq names its product cilia and flagella associated protein 68 (gene Cfap68). Gene Ontology annotation, cellular component: nucleus. Gene Ontology annotation, biological process: flagellated sperm motility. NCBI's taxonomy places the organism in Eukaryota, Metazoa, Chordata, Mammalia, Rodentia, Cricetidae. The record is from RefSeq and is a predicted model, not a curated record.
UGUUUUGUUUUCAAAAGCUGCUCUCCUACGGGGAAGGCUUAGACAAGAGCAAGGUUGGUGAUGAGGAAGUCAGAACAGAAGCUGCUUGCUGCCAAGGGGACAAAAGGAGCCGUCUGCCUGGAAAGGGGCAGUGAAGAAUAAAGGCAGUGGGCUGAUUCAGAAACGACAAGAUGUCAUGACUGACUGACCGAAUGCCCAAAGGAAAGUCAGAAAUCAGCUUUGGUAUUCUGCCUCAGACAACUGAGAUGUCUGUUAUUCUAGCUCUUGGGUCAGCCUCGCCUCUAAACUCUAAACACUGGGCACACUGGGCUUCCUGGGUCCACCUACCCAAGCCAUCAUGCUGUUUGGUGACGUCAGCACAUGCAUGCAGCUAUCUUCACAAAGGUAGAUAAUGUGAGGGCAGUCACCUCCAAUCCCACCCUUCAUUGCUACACUCUUGGUUUUGUCUGCCUGUAAGAAGGCAGUUGGGUUGUGUCUCUCAGGCCAUGGCCAUGUGUCCAUGCUGAUCUGUAUUCCUUUGUUUGGAGAGCCGCAAGAUAGGGUUUGGAGACAUCUUUAAGGAACAUGGAAGAGCCAUAUAAGGAUUACUGUUUCUCUCUGAGAUACUCAAACAAGUCAGUGUAUUCACCAUCAAGUUACUCAUCAAUAAUACAGAGACAGAACCUUGUCUGCUUCCUCAGAAACCCACACUAUGGCAGCCUUAUUUACGCUGAUGGUCAUGGCGAAGUAUGGACAGAUUGGAACAGCAUGUCCAAGUUUUUUCAGUACGGGUGGAGAUGCAGCACUAAUGAGAACUCAUACUCAAAUCGUACUCUGAUAGGCAACUGGAACCAGGAAAGAUACGACCUAAAGAAUAUUGUAAAACCCAAACCCUUGCCCUCCGAGUUCGGACACUACUUUGAACCAACGUAUGAUGCGAGCUACAACAGCAAAAAGCCACAAUCAGCCCAUAGAUUUAAGCGAGAGCCUCAUUGGUUCCCCGGACACCAGCCGGAGCUGGAUCCUCCUCACUACAAAUGCACUGAGAAGUCAACUUUUAUGAAUGGCUAUUCAAAGCCUCUACCCACUCAUUACUCUUGGUGUGUAUGUGAUCCAAACAUGGAGCGAUCUAAGGAUCUGAGAAUCUAAGAGAAAAGCAGCAUCAUUUUUGCCUGCAGUAGACUGUAAAAAGGAGCAUGUUUUAAGCAGACUCAGACUUCACUCUUAACACAGAUUCUGUCUAAAUAAACCAUGGGACACCAAAGAACAAACAAAAUCUCUAUUUGUUUACUC